Ambispora leptoticha is the source of this 4566-nucleotide messenger RNA. The record is from the annotation of a GenBank genome assembly. NCBI's taxonomy places the organism in Eukaryota, Fungi, Glomeromycota, Glomeromycetes, Archaeosporales, Ambisporaceae.
AUGGCGCAACAAAUUGAAAACAACGCACGGAUAAUAGUUGCAGAAGAAAAUGUAAAGGAUCAAAUUGAAGCAGCUCUUGAAAACCCCAAUGUCAAUGUACACAGUUUCUCGCCAGACGACUCACCUCAGAAAAAAGCGGAACAAGCAGCCUCACAAAAACCAAAAGUAGAACUUGGCUCAACACCCAAGGCAACUGCAGUUAUCUCUGAUAUUGACAAAGCAAAGGCUUUGGAGACUCUAAACAGUCUUCCUGGUGGUAUUGGAAUUAGUUCAAAAACGGCUAUACCAAAAUGGGCUCGUGUUGGUUGGGAAAGAGUUGCGAAAUCAGAGUCUGAGGAGAAUCCUGCUACGCCAGAAUCUGAUUAUUUUGAUCAGGUGUUGGAUGAACUAUAUUUUGGAAGGCUUUGGUUGAACGCGGGAGUUGUAUUUGCAUCUGUGUUUGCUACUUGGUUGUUGACCCUCAUGGGCUUCGGUUUCGGGGGGGUCAUAGUUAUUUGUGCUUUUAUUGCUACAUACUUUAAACAUUCUAUGAAUCGAUUCUACAGAAAUGCUCGUAGUGAUAUUAGUCGUGAAUUAGCUAAAGAACGUUUAGAGACUGAUGAAGAAUCCACAGAAUGGUUAAAUGAAUUUAUGCGAAGAUUUUGGCUUAUUUAUGAGCCAGUUUUAUCCGCAUCUAUUGUUCAAUCAGUGGAUGCUGUAUUAUUAACCUCGACUCCAUCAUUCUUGGAUUCUAUUCGCUUGUCUACUUUCACCUUGGGUACUAAACCACCGCACAUUGAAUCAAUAAAAUCAUAUCCAAAAACCGAAGAUGAUAUUGUGAUGAUGGAUUGGAAAUUGGCAUUUGAACCCAAUGAUCUGGCAAAUAUGACCAAACUACAACUAAGAAACAAAGUCAACCCGAAAAUAGUUCUGAGUAUCAGAGUUGGACGAGGAGUGGUUGGCGCAGAAAUUCCGAUAUUACUCGAAGACAUUUCGUUCUCGGGAAAAUUACGAAUCAAAUUGAAAUUGAUGAAUAAUUUCCCGCAUAUUCAAACUGUUUGGUUGAGUUUCUUGGAAGAACCGAAAAUUGAUUUUAUUUUGAAACCGAUUGGUGGCGAAACAUUCGGUUUUGAUAUUGCUAAUUUCCCAGGACUGUCAACAUUUAUUCAUGAUCAAGUUCAUGGAUCAUUGAAACCAAUGAUGUAUGCGCCAAAUAUGUACGAAUUAGAUGUCGAAACAAUGAUGAGCGGCGUUCCUCUAGAUGCUGCUAUUGGAGUCCUGAAAUUAACAAUCUUUAAUGCAAAAGGACUAAAAAAUGUCGAAACUUUCGGUACCUCAGAUCCAUAUGUGAAGAUAUUACUGAACGGGUCCACAGAACUUGCCCACACAAAAGUUAUCAACGAUUCGUUGAAUCCUUAUUGGAACGAGACGCAUUUCAUCGUAUUAACAAAUUUGCAAGAUACUAUAAAUUUUGAAUUAUUUGAUAAGAAUGUGGGAAGAGACAAAUCGUUGGGAAGCGCUAGUUUCGCUUGUAAUUUGUUGCAAGAUAACCCGAGACAAGAGCAAAUUAUUACUGAUAUUAUAUUAAAUGGUAAAAAACAUGGCACUCUUCGAUUCGAUGCUAUUUGGUAUCCCAUAGCUCCUCAAGGACCGGAAGAUCCGAUAGUUGAAUCAAAUGUUGGUAUAUUACGCUAUACCAUUCACCAAGCCAAGGAUAUUGAUGCAAAACUCUCUGUUUUCGGUCAAUAUAAUCCAUACGCAGAGCUAAUGUUCAAUGGAAAAUUGGUGCACACUACUAAAACAUUAAAGAGAACAAACAAUCCUGUUUGGGAGGAAUCAAAAGAAAUUUUCAUCACAGAUAAAAAUUUAGCUAAAUUAACCGUAGCAAUCAAAGAUUCGCGUGAUUUCGCCGAAGAUCCUAUCGUCGCCGGUUGGACUGGUUCACUAAAUGAAUUUAUGCAUGCAUUGGAAAAGAAUGAUUGGUUCAAUUCUUAUGAUAAGACGAGUGCUAAAUUAAGAUUGAGUUGUGUGUGGAAGCCUGUAUUAUUGGACUAUACUCCUUCGACCACCGGUUAUGAGGAGCCGAUCGGUGUGAUUAAAAUUAAUAUUAAAGGCGCCAAGAAUUUGAAAAAUGUCGAAAAAUUCGGCAAAUCGGAUCCUUAUGCACGUAUUCGAUUGGGUCCUAUGAUUCGGGGGCGUACCGAAGUAAUCGAAGAUAACCUAAACCCAGUCUGGAAUUAUAUUCAUUACGUACCUAUACAUAAUUUAAAAGAAUCCAUAGGUUUCGAAGUGAUGGAUUAUCAAAAUAGUGGUAAAGAUCGAGCACUUGAAAUUCAAAAGACAAAUGGUGUAGCAAAUGUCUUGGAGCAUCCCACGAUAGAAAGGAAAAAUAUUUAUGCCGAGUUAUUAAUCGAUGCUGUUAUGAUUCCAUUUUAUAGAACUGCCAAGUCUAAGCAAAAUAAUCCUAACUUCAAUGAAGUCGCUGAUGUGUUUAUCAAAGAACUCGAUUGGUCUGUAUUAAGAUUCAAUAUUAAACAGGAAGAUAGGGAUGACCCCAUUGGAACACUAUCAAUCAAUGUCAAAGAUUUGAUAACAAACUCGAAGGACGAUGUCAAAUUAUCGAUUGAAGAUUUAAAGGAUGCUAGUAUUUAUAUUAAGGCACAUUAUAUACCAACCCCGGUUAAAUUGGAGUCAUCCGAAAGUAUAAACGAUAUGGGAGUAUUACAUGUCACACUUAAAAGUGCGGAAAAUUUACUUGGUGUUGAUCGUUCAGGCACUAGUGAUCCAUAUGUACAAUUUACAUAUAAUGGCGAAAAAAUUUACAAGUCGAAAACUAUCAAAAAGAAUUGCAAUCCCAUUUUUGAUGAAAGGUUUGAAGUUCGUGUGGCAUCACGAAUAGAUGCCAAAUUUUCAUUUGAAGUAUUCGAUUGGAAUGCAAUGCACAGUCAUGAAAGACUAGGCGGUGGCACAAUCGAUCUAAGUAUCCUUGAACCAUUUGAGGGACGCGAGAUAAGUUAUCCUUUAGAUGGAGGAGAUAAAGGCAGCAUACGAGUGGUUCUAUUAUUUAAACCAGGAUUCAUAACGCACAAAAGAAAUAGUAUGUCUACUUUCAGCAGAGCACUCACUAGUUUUGCCAUCCCAGGCACUGCUGUUGGUGAUAAUCUUACUAGAGGUGGCAUUAGUGUGGUAAAUGCUGUUGGUAAUGGUGCAGAUUUGGUUGGUAGUGGAGCUAAAUUUAUAGGCACCGGAUUUGGACUGGGUGGCAACAAUGAUAAUAAGGAUGAGAAAAAACAACCUGUAGAGAUAGGCGUAUUAAACGUCACACUUAAAAGUGCGGAAAAUCUACGAGGUGUUGAUCGUUCAGGCACUAGUGAUCCAUAUGUACAGUUUACACAUAAUGGCGAAAAACUUUACAAGUCGAAAACUAUCAAAAAGAAUUGCAAUCCCACUUUUGAUGAAAAGUUCGAAGUUCGUGUGGUAUCACUAGAUACCAAGAUUCAAUUUGAAGUAUUCGAUUGGAAUGCAAUGUCCAGUGAUGAAAGGCUAGGCGGUGGUACAAUCGAUCUAAGUUUCCUUAAACCAUUUGAGGGACGCGAGAUAAGUUAUCCGUUAGAUGGAGAAAAUAAUGGCAGCAUACGAGUUUUUCUAUUAUAUAAACCGGGAGCUACAACGCCCAAAAGAACUAAUAGCUUGUCUACCUUCAUAACUGGCCUUGCUUCUGCUUCGGCUCCAGUUAAUGACAACCCUGCUAAAGGUGGCGUGAAUGUGGUGAAUCUUGUUGGUAAUGGCGCAGAUUUGGUUGGUAGUGGAGCUAAAUUUAUAGGAUCCGGAUUUGGACUAUUGGGUAAUGAGGUAACUGAUACAGAAACGCCAGAAAAAUUAUCGACAGUAACAGUAACGACCGCUGUCCCUAUUCAAACACCAUAUGUAAUUGAGGAACCACCACUGGCAAGAUCAACCAAUUUCGAUACAAAUGAGACGAAACAGGAAAAAGAAAAUGAUCAUAAUAAUAAGGAUAAAUCGAGUCUGGAUCAUACUUCUGUCUUACAUUCCCAUACACAAGAGAUUAUCAAUAUAUACGCCUCGUUGCCUGAUUUAGAAAUGUUUUGUGAUACAAAUGGUGAACCUGGUACUUUGACUGUAACCAUUGUCGAAGCCAAAGGAUUAAAAGGUAGCACGCCACUUGUUAAAGUAUUUUGGGGUAAAAAGGAAGUGUACAAAACUAGUUCGGUAAAAAAAAAUCAUCCGCCGAAAUGGGGUGAAUCAUUCACAAUAUCAACAAGUGCCAAUGGAGAAUCCCAUCUGAAAUUCUCAGUUAAAGAUCACAGCAGUAUAUUGAACAAUACCGAUCUAGGCGAAGUGGAUUUACGAGUAUGGGAUCACGUUAACAAUUCAUCCGGCAAUAAGGCUGAUUUUUGGAAAGACGUGAGUGGCGGUGAAGGAAAAUUACAUAUACAAUUAGAAUUCACGCCCGGAAGUGAUCGUAAUUCUAGUGAUGGAAGUAGUGGAACGGAAGGUAAAGGAACUACGCGUGGAUUGAAAGGACUCAAAUUGAAGACUCCAUUUAGGAAUAAAGAGAAAGCGUGA